CGAGUCCCCCGAGGCGAGGGCGAAGCGACUCGCGGCGUUCGUCGACCAGCAGACCAAGUCCCCCAAGGCGAAGCGAUUCCUGAAGUGGUACGACAGGUACACCGUCGCGCUGUGCGGCGCCGCGGCGGUCGCGUACGGGCUGCAGCAGUACUUCCCAGAGUAUUUCCCCACCGCGCCGGACGCGUCGGCGGUGCUCUCAUCAGCGAGCUCGGACGACGACCGACCGACGCCGCGCGACCCUUGAUGCCCCGCGCGCGUCGUCGCCGGCACCGCGCGUAGAGACUCGACUCCCAACAUGGGUCCCGCGCUCGAACCCGAAGCCUCCGAAGCCUCCCCGGCCGCGUCCGGCGCGCGCGUCGCCGCGCCGUACGUCCGAGCCUUCCUUUUCAUCACGUCGCUCAAGCUGCUCCUGGUGCCGUGCUACAAGAGCACCGACUUCGAGGUGCACCGAAACUGGCUCGCCGUCUGCUCGCGACCCGUCUCGCGUUGGUACGUCGACGCGACGUCGGAGUGGACGCUCGAUUACCCCCCGCUGUUCGGAUGGUUCGCGCGCCUGGUGAGCAUCGCCGCGCGCCGCGUCGACCCCGGGAUGCUGACGCUGUCGAGCGCGCCGUACGAUUCGCCGGCGACGACGACGUUCAUGCGUUGCAGCGUGAUCGCGAGCGACGCGCUCCUCGCGGCGGGCGCGUUCGCGUGGACGAACGGUCGCGGUCGCCAGCGCCAGCGCGCGAUCGCGACGAUCCUCGUGCUUCUCAACCCGGGGCUGCUGCUCGUGGACCACGUCCACUUCCAGUACAACGGGGCGCUGUUCGGAUUGCUGUCGUGCGCGCUCGCGGCGGUCAGAGCGCGCCGGCCCGUCCUCGCCGCGGCGCUGUUCAGCGCGCUCGUGCACGCGAAGCACUUCGCCGCCGUCGCGAUCGCCGUCACCGCGGCGUCCUUCGGCCCCGUCGUCGCCUCCGGGACGUUCUCCGCGAUGCUCGCGCGGCUGUUCCCGUUCGGAAGAGGGCUAUCGCACGCGUACUGGGCGCCCAACGCGUGGGCGCUGUACAACUUUACGGAUAAAUGCCUCGCCGCGGCGGCUCGGAAACUCGGCGUCGGCGCGACGGACGCGCCGAAAGCGCACCUCGUCGGCGGGAUGGCGGGGCACGGCGGCACCGGCGCGCAGACGCACGCGGUGUUGCCGACGAUCACGCCGGGUAUGACGUUCGCGUUGACGGCGCUCUUUUCGGCGCCGGCGCUCGCGGCGCACUGGAGAGCCGCGCUGCGCGUGCUCUCGCACGCGACCCUCUGCGCGUUCACGUUCGGGUGGCACGUCCACGAGAAGGCGUCGCUCAUGGCGACGAUACCGCUCGCGCUCGCGCUCGCGGCGGACGCCGACUCCGCCGGCAGAGCGGGGGAGUUUUGGCUGCUGUCCACGACGUCGUCGUACGCGCUGUCGCCGCUGCUGUUCCAGCCUCGGGAGUGGCCGAUCAAGAUCCUCGUCCUUCUCAUCGGCGCGAUCGUCUCGCGGCGCGUCCUCGAGACCGUCGUCGAGGACAAGGCGAGAGCGGAGGGCGUCGCCGACGCCGACGGCGGCGGCGAAGAGUGGACCCUGCUGCGGUCGACGUCGCAUCGCGCGUACGUCGUCUACGGUCUCCCCGCGCUCGAGCUGUACGUCAGCGUCGGUCAUCGGCUCGUUUUCGGGGAGGACGCGCUCGAGUUUUUGCCCCUGAUGCUCACGUCGACGUACUGCGCGGUGGGCGUCGUCGGCGUGUUCGCGAAGCAGUGGAUCGCGUACGUCAGAGAAGUCUUCGAGUAG
Micromonas pusilla CCMP1545 is the source of this 1798-nucleotide messenger RNA. RefSeq lists its product as uncharacterized. Lineage: Eukaryota; Viridiplantae; Chlorophyta; Mamiellophyceae; Mamiellales; Mamiellaceae. Gene Ontology annotation, cellular component: endoplasmic reticulum membrane. Bases 296 to 1798 code for a protein of 500 amino acids. Gene Ontology annotation, molecular function: dolichyl pyrophosphate Glc1Man9GlcNAc2 alpha-1,3-glucosyltransferase activity. The record is from RefSeq and is a predicted model, not a curated record. The transcript has 7 exons. Gene Ontology annotation, biological process: protein N-linked glycosylation.